Molecule: messenger RNA, 3928 nt
Organism: Astyanax mexicanus (Mexican tetra)
Lineage: Eukaryota; Metazoa; Chordata; Actinopteri; Characiformes; Acestrorhamphidae
Gene: leprotl1
Product: leptin receptor overlapping transcript like 1
Exons: 4
Coding region: 90-485 (131 amino acids)
Biological process (GO): negative regulation of growth hormone receptor signaling pathway; late endosome to vacuole transport via multivesicular body sorting pathway
Cellular component (GO): endosome
Source: RefSeq, a predicted model, not a curated record
GCGGUAUUGUUACUGUGUGAGUGUGUUCUGUCGGGUCGGACUGCGCGGCCGGAGAUUUUACAUCUUUCCUGAAAUUACCGCUGUAAAUCAUGGCUGGGAUUAAAGCACUGAUCGGCCUUUCUUUCGGUGGAGCCAUCGGCCUGAUGUUCCUGAUGCUCGGCUGUGCUCUGCCCGUCUAUAAUGAGUACUGGCCUCUCUUCCUGCUGUUUUUCUACAUCCUGUCUCCGAUCCCGUACUGUAUCUCUCGGCGGGUUGUGGACGACACCGACUCGGCCAGUAACGCCUGUAAGGAACUGGCUAUAUUCCUGACCACGGGCAUCGUGGUGUCCGCCUUCGGCCUGCCCAUCAUAUUCGCUCGUGCCAGUGUGAUCGCGUGGGGGGCGUGUGCUCUGGUCCUGACGGGAAACAUCGUGAUCUUCGGGACGAUCCUGGGCUUCUUCCUGGUCUUCGGGUCGAAUGAUGACUUCAGCUGGCAGCAGUGGUGAACCGGGAGCGACCGGGAGCCACGCCUGAACUGUUUUUACCACGAUACACAUUCUCAUUAUUAUUAUUAUUAUUAUUAUUAUUAUUAUUAUUCUGACUAUUGUCGUUAUUGCUGUCUUUAUUAUUUAUUUAGCGGCCGCCCGUACAGAGUGACAGGAAGUCAGUGCAAUAAUGUGUUGCUGGGAUCAGUCUGACCUCAGAAAGUUGUUCUGUUUUUCUUUUUAAAUUUCUUUAUUUCGUUCGUUUCUGUUCCUCAGUUUGUGCAUAAGCUUCCCCUCAUAGGCUGUUCCAGUGGCCAAUCAGAGGCACGAUCUGCUGAAUGUACAGUGGCAUUAAAUAUUAGCUUUUCUCAAACAGUACUCUGCUAACAGAUACAGCUGUGUAAAAAAAAAAGAGAGAUCACUUAUUAAAAAUGAUAAGUUUCUUUGAUUUUACCAAAUUAAAAAUCCCUGGAAUAUAAUCAAGAGGAAGAUGGAUGAUCACAAACCAUCAAACCACCAAACUGAACUGCUUGAAUUUUUACACCAGGAGUAAAGCAGCAUAAAGUUAUCCAAAAGCAGUGUGUAAGACUGGUGGAGGAGAACAUGAUGCCAAGAUGCAUGAAAACAAACUGUGAUUAAAAACCAACCAGGGUUAUUCCACCAAAUAUUGAUUAUUUCUGAACUCUUAAAACUUUAUGAAUAUGAACUUGUUUUUUCUUUGCAUUAUUUGAGGUCUGAAAGUUCUGCAUCUUUUUUGUUAUUUCAGUCAUUUCUCAUUUUCUGUAAAUAAAUGCUCUAAAUGAGAAUAUUUUUAUUUGGAAUUUGGGAGAAAUGUUGUCUGUAGUUUAUAGAAUAAAACAACAAUGUUCAUUUUACUCAAACAUAAACCUAUAAAUAGUAAAAUCAGAGAAACUGAUUCAGAAACUGAAGAGCUCUCUUAAUUUUUUCCAGAGCUGUAAGAAGAAUAUAUAGGAUUUGAUGGAUUUGAAGGGAAGGUGAAAGAAAUAAAGCAUUAAAAAGAGCUUGUAGGUUAGUUAGUUAUAAUUUAAUUUACUCAUUUUCAUUCCUUACGCAAGAUAUUCCAUCUCUAAAUCUUAUUCGCUGUCUGAAUUUAGCCUUUAUAAGCCCUAUUGGGACGGGAUUAGUGUUCUGUAUUAAAUUUUAUGACUAAUUCACACAUUCUGUUGAAAUUCUACAUGUUAUUAGUGUGUAAUAAACGUUUAAUAAGUCACUAAUGCAGCAAGAAGUGUUCAAUAUUCUAAAGUGAGUAAAUACACAUCACUAAUUGGAGACUAAAAAGCACAAAAUGAAUGUUUUUAAAUCAACCUCCAGUAUUAGUGUGUAAAAAUGCUGCUAAUUACACAGUAAUAACAUGCAGAGUUAGGAGUUAGGUAAUAGAGUUUAUUUACACAUUACAGACCCCUUAUAUAAAACAGAAUAAAGCUUAGUAAGAAGUGAAUUAAAUAUUGUAUGAAUCUCUUAUUCAAGCUUUAAUUGAGCAAAAGACGAAACUUUAAUAAUUUUCCUUUAAAUAAAUUGUUUAAACAAAAUCCCAGUAUAAAUGAAUGGGAUGGGAGUAGCUACUUGAUUUACGUACUGCAUAGACAAGCAUAUCAUCUACUACAUAAAGUAAUGAUUAUGUAUCAGUUUAAUUAAUUAAUUAAUUAAAUAAUGAGAUUAAAAGCAGCUACAUAUUUAUUACAUGUAUUUAGGCUGUAUUUUGCGCUGCACAAUGCACAAUAACUUACUGUAUUUAAAUCUGCAUAAGCCCCGCCCCUUUAAGGUUUAUCACAGGCUUGAACCUGUCAACCCCGGGAUAUAUCUUCCCUGAGGUUAUAUUAUAUAUUAAAACUAAUCCCGUAACUAUAGGGCUUUACUAGUGCACUGGAGAUACAAGGCUAAUGCGGGCUAUUGUAAUAAACCACAAUGGAAGUUUAAUAUUAGUAAUAAUAGUAAAAUAAAUAAACUCAUGCAUGCUUAAAUCAUCAAACUCACCCUGAAAUGAUGUCUAAUUAUUAUACAGAAAAUUACAUCACAGUUCAGUGAUUCAGAUCAAGAUGAUUAUCUCUUUAUCUCAAGUUACUUCUUUACAGUGGUGGUGAAUGGAAUGUUUUAUUGGAUGCUUUAAAGAACAUCGGAAAAAAUAUAUUUAUUAAACAAAAAAAACUGUACAAAAAAAAAAUACAUUUUAUAUUUGAGAUAAAUAGCUAUUUGUCUACUGCAGCGCACUGUAAUUACACUUUGGGCGCUUGUGCGUUUCCACGGAGAUCCACAUUAUAAAAACACAACAGCGAGUGGAAAUGGAGGAGCUACUGAACUCCGCGAUGAUGUCGUGACCAAGAAAAAAAGCCUAAAAACUCACUGGUCCUCCUGUUUUUAAUUGCAGUCCGGAUGCAGGAGUUUUAUCACUAAUGAGUAGAAGAGUGAAAUAUUUUACACAGAUGAACCCCUGAAAAAAACUAAUCCCGUCCAGAUAGAGAUUUAGAGCUUCAGACAUCUUUUAGAGCUUCCAGUCACCACCACGAAUGUACAAAUGUCUCAUCUGACUGGAUACCUAUAAUAAUGUCUCUGACGCUAAAUGUUUGGCUGUUAGCUUCCGUUGGUUGUUAGCGACAUUAGCCUUGUAGCUUUAAUGUGAAGCUAAAGGCUGUUUCAGCUGAUUUCUGCGUUUGUUUUAAGGGUAGAAAUGUGUAAAUGUCUCUGGAAGAGGAAGAUGAUUUUCUUGAGUUUGUGAAGGACGAGUCUGGAGAUGAGCUCUUCGCUCUCUUUUUAGAUGCAUUGUUUUUUUUGUUUUCCCAGUUUUUUCCUACUGCAGUAUAUUAGUUUUUUAGUUUUCUGUGUGGAACCUGAAGCAGAACCGCAGGAGGUCUCAGGAGGUUCUGCUGUGGGAGGAAAGGCACUGACGGUUUUCUGUUACACUUUCUUUUUUGUUUCUUUUUGUUUCUGUUUGUUUAGUUUUGAUUAUUUAUUGGGUUCUCCAGCAGUGUAGCGCUCGGGCAGAGAUGAGCACAACUGAUUGUAAACUGAUAAUUUAUUUGAGCGUAUUUAUCGUACAGACGUUCCGAUGUAUAGCGGCACACAGCAAGCUUGAAGUUCUAGAUAACCCAGAGUCAGAUUUUUUUCUAUUCACCCAGCGGAAAGUCACAUUAAUCCAGUAACAGCUAGAACCUGGAGUGAAAACGCUCGUCGCUGUGUCGUAUGAAUGCGUCCGCUGACCCGCGCCGGUUCUCGGUUCUGUCCGGUUGGAGAACCGUCAGGUGUGUGAAGGAGGUACCGAAUGAUUCCACCCCUGAGCUUCAUCAGCAGGACUAAGACUACUAAAAAAUACUUGAUUAACCCACAGCGCUUGUUUAACUAGAAGCUUUUUGUGUACACAGAUUAGAACCGUGUAUCUAGUACCGAACAAAACAUGGUGGUCUUUUAUUUGUUUUUGUUUUUUAAAUAAAUGACAUUUUUUGAACAAA